GCUCAGUUGCUGUAGUUAUACCAUGCCGAGCGGACGGCUGAGUUGGGAUCACCUGUGAAAGUCCGAUUUACCGCGGUGGUUAUAUGAGGAAGUGUAAAUAGACCGUUAUGGAGCCUCUUCUUAUUGUCCUUCUUGCAAUCGGACUAUUCCACAGAGAUGCACUGUGCUAUCCCACAAAAGAUGAGUCCGACGUUAAGAUUGUAGUCCUUCAAAACGAAGAAAUGGAGCCAACGAUUUUGGAGUGUGACUAUGAGGUCGAAAGGGAUCCAUCCUUUAUCACUGUAAAGUGGUAUAGAGAUGAAAAGAACAUAUAUCAAUGGAUCUUUGGAAAACCUCCAAAUGCUAUUCCUGAGUUUAGGGAUGAAAUAGACAUCUCCUACGAGGGCUCUACGGAUCCAAGCAAGCAAUACAGCUCGUUGGCUCUCAUAAACCCCACGAUCAACACCACCGGGGACUAUAAGUGUUUGGUUCAGACCGAACUGAAGACGUUCACUAGUCACCAGAGGGUGCAGGUCAUAGAUGUGAGGAACUACACCCUUGAGCUGCUCCACAAACCAAUCCACAACGAAACCCAGCUGGAGUGCAUCGUAACCAACGUGUAUCCCAGACCCAUAAUAACGAUCCUGUCAAAUGACCAGGACGUCGUGAAGCGUGAGCCCAAUGUUAAGGAGAACGAGGACGGGUACUUCAAUGGCACUGCGGUGGUGGCGGUCUACGACAUUGACGAUGACCCGGAUGCCUACCAGUGCAUCGUUUCAUUUGACGGCUACGCAAAUAACCUGACAACAGUAGCCACAUCCGCAUCGGCGGGAAUUAGCCACGCUGGCCUGAAUCUGUGGCUGUUUUGUUUUUUGUACUACUUGCUCUCUAAGCUGGGCAUCUUAAUAUAAAUAAAAAUGUUGUUAUUUAUUGUUACUAAAAUUAUGUUUAUUGAAUUCUGUUUGCCAUAAAAAUUCUUCUCUACGUUCUUUCGACUUACAUAUCCAUUUUGUAAAUAAAUACGAAUACUUCACAAAA
Molecule: messenger RNA, 1017 nt
Organism: Drosophila ficusphila
Lineage: Eukaryota; Metazoa; Arthropoda; Insecta; Diptera; Drosophilidae
Exons: 4
Coding region: 108-890 (260 amino acids)
Source: RefSeq, a predicted model, not a curated record